Molecule: messenger RNA, 2776 nt
Organism: Pseudocercospora fijiensis CIRAD86
Lineage: Eukaryota; Fungi; Ascomycota; Dothideomycetes; Mycosphaerellales; Mycosphaerellaceae
Exons: 1
Coding region: 530-2560 (676 amino acids)
Biological process (GO): intracellular magnesium ion homeostasis; magnesium ion transmembrane transport
Cellular component (GO): plasma membrane
Molecular function (GO): magnesium ion transmembrane transporter activity
Source: RefSeq, a predicted model, not a curated record
ACACUCAACCAAUCGACACCACCAGUCUCUUGGAAUAUCUUUGGACUCAAUGCUGCGCAGUCAUUGACUAACCGACCUCUGUCAAAACAACCCGACGCCGAAACUGGCUGAUCUUGCUGAGGCAUUUUCCACUCCGCACCGCACAAACGACGCUCGCGAUAGCGGCUACCAUACAUACAACACCACCAAGUUGGCGGGGCCUAAAGAUCUAGCCUUCUCUCACAUCCGACCUCUGCUCGGACCAGUUUGGUUCGUGUACGGGGGAGACGUCAAGCAACCUCCAUAACUGCGCCGACCGAGCACCCCACCAGAUUGCGACAAACGCAGUCAUAGAUCAUACAGCGAACAAAACUAGAACCGAUGGGCUAAAUAGCAGGAUCCGAGAUCGGGUUGCGAGCGUUUAGGGAUAUACCGGAGUAGGAGGACUCUUUUCCAGACCAGGGAACAUCGUACCUUGCGCCAAGUCACUCAACAGCGUUGAAACAAUAUCACAAAAACAAAGAGAACUUGUACCACAAACACCGUCACAAUGCACACUCCGCGUUCUGAGGUGUCGCAGACGCGAUACAGCACGCCCGAGCCGGACUUGGACGACCACCGAUUUCAACCAGAAAGUCUGCCUCCUGCAAACGAUGGCUACCUCAACCAGGGACGCCGAGGUACUCUGGCUAGCAUUGUGGAUGGAGAGCAGAGACCACCAGUGCCUAGACUGACUCUGCCGACUGGCGUUGAGGUCCAGGGCUCUAUCGCACGAGACUUUGAGCAGGCGAUCGAAGAUGACGAAAGAAGUAUCAAGAGCAGCAACUCUCGCCGCUCAGCAGGAAAGUUGCGAUCUCCGGACGAGGAUUGGCAUCGCGAGCGAAGAGGCACUGCAGAGCGACGAGGCUCGGUUAGUCCGAUCGCUGCGAGACGUACCACAUUUCGACGACCAGCACACAAUCGAGGCGACAAUGACUCCAUCCGAUCCAAUGCCUCGUCGGACCACUCGACUUCGCCACCAAAUUCUGUAGACGCAUUUGCGCCGGGCCCAAGACGUGGUAGAUCUGGCACAGUCAACAGCAGAGCGCCAUCCGCGCAGGCUUCGCUCCAUCGCACUGUCUCCGUCAAGUCGAAGAGGCGACCAACAUUCGGCGAAGAUGAUGCUGGUCGCAUGCGCUCUGAUGUUGCAUCUCGACGAAGCUCGGCCGCAGAGGACGUUUGCUUUCCUCCCGAAGAGCCACCGAACACAUACACAAUUGACUUCGAGGAUCUGGAGGAGUUUGUAUCGCAAACGCACACCAAGACUCCCGUCGCACAUCCUUUCAUGCCAAAGUUUACCAAGGAGACUGUGCCCAAGAAGCGCAUCUUUCCUUCUCGCGACGGCUAUUUGACAUCAGGAGGCCAGCCAGAUGACUAUUUUGUGGAUGCUGAAAGGGAUGCAAAUGUCGCUCAGACCGACGGGAAUGAGAAGCAGACUGAUCCUGACUCUGAUGAAGUCCUUCGUCAGACCGAGGGCACGAUCGAGCAGCCACUCAACCGAUGGACCUUCUUCUCAUCUGAGAUUGAUGAGACCAUUCAUGCACCUGAGCUUGGUGGUCUCUUGAUGCCUGGCGAGACUUUCCGCGACCUUUUCGAGCUUGGUCCUGAAGGCGGUGUCUGGUGGCUUGACAUGCUCAACCCAUCCGAGGAGGAAAUCUCCACCAUCUGCAGCGCCUUCCGUGUCCAUCCCUUGACUCGCGAGGAUAUCACUACACAAGAAACGCGUGAGAAGGUUGAGCUGUUCAGAACGUACUACUUCCUGUGCUUCCGCAGCUUCUACGCAUUGGACAAGACCAGCGAUGACUACCUCGAGCCAAUCAACGUCUAUGCUGUCGUCUUCAGAGAGGGACUGCUUACUUUCUCUUUCUGCCCAAACACUCACGCCACAAAUGUCCGCAAGCGUAUCGGUCGACUUCGUGACUACGUCAACCUCUCAUCCGACUGGGUCUGCUACGCCUUGAUUGACGAGAUCGUUGACUCCUUCGCUCCUGUACUGCGCGAGCUUGAGACAGAAACCGACACGAUUGAAGACUCCGUUUUCACCGCCCGCUUCGAAGACUCCCGCGCAAUGCUUCAAGGCAUCGGCGACUGUCGCAAGCGCAUCAUGGCCCUGACCCGACUCCUCGGCGGCAAAGCGGAUGUCAUCAAGAGCUUUGCCAAAAAAUGCAAUGAAGCCUACGCAGUCGCUCCCCGCGGCGACGUCGCUCUCUACCUUUCUGACGUCCAAGAUCACAUCGUCACCAUGAUGUCCAAUCUCGGUCACUUUGAAAAAAUGCUCAGUCGGAGCCAUACCAACCACUUGACACAAAUCACGCUUCAACAUACCGAGCAAGGUUCGCGUGCCAACGAGUUGUUGGGCAAGAUUACGGUUCUGGCUACGAUUCUGGUUCCUAUGAAUUUGAUCGCUGGUCUUUUUGGCAUGAAUGUUCAUGUUCCUGGUCAGGGUGUGCCUGGAUAUGGAUGGUGGUUUGGGAUUAUCGGGGUUGUGCUUACGCUUGCUAUUUGUUGUGUUACGCUUGCUAAGAGGUUGAGGUUCAUAUGACGGCCGAAGCGAAGGAGGAGGAGGGUAAUGAUUGCGUUUGGGGAUGGAAUGGCUUUCUUUUUUCUUUCUGUUUGUUGACUGUACGUACGGUGUGAUUGAUGAUCGAUUAUGUGUCUUCAGUGUUUUGUAGAAUUUGUGGUUACAGUACAUAGUGACGGCCGAGCAUUCUUGUGGCUACAUGUACAUUUCUCGCAGUAUUUCAAUUUUCAGCAGCAG